AUGCUGAUUGAAUUGCUUGCAGUAGCAGGCUCAGUUGUGGGCUUUGUGGCAGUCACUCUCUCCAUUGCAUCCGGUCUGUAUUACUUGUCUGAGUUGGUAGAGGAAAAUACCGAAUUGACCAAAAGACUUUUGGGCAGACUCAUCAAGAGUACUGCAGUCUAUUUGGCACUUCUUUGGUUGUUGGAUGGCUUUCCAUUCAAAUUGACUAUAUUCUCAUUAUUUUCAUAUUUCAUUUAUUAUCAGAAUCUGAAGAAAUUCCCAAAUAUCGAAUUGACGGGGCCAGUAUUUCUUGCAACAUGUGUACUGGCGCUUUUAAAUCAUUUCCUGUGGUUCAAACAUUUCAAUAAUCCUUAUGUUCCAACAAUCGAGGAAAGGCUCAAUCCUGACUUCAAGUUGCCACAUUAUCUAUCAUUCACGGAAGUUGCAUCUUUUUUUGGAUUAUGCAUAUGGUUAAUACCCUUUGGAUUUUUUAUCUCAUUGAGCGCAAACGAAAACACAUUACCUAUGAGCCUCUCCGAGGUAGAGCCGUUGCAAUCGCAAAGCAGUGGAGAAAAUGUCAAAAGAUCAAUAACCUUAAUCAAGUACUUGCUCCAAAUAUUGACAGGUAAAGCAAAGCAGCUUUUGAACACAUUGAACUUGAGAACCUCCGGAGGGAAGAGAUCGUCCCGAAAUCCUAACGAGCUCUACAUAUGA
Messenger RNA from Ogataea haglerorum, 693 nucleotides. RefSeq lists its product as uncharacterized. Gene Ontology annotation, molecular function: COPII receptor activity. The record is from RefSeq and is a predicted model, not a curated record. The transcript has a single exon. NCBI's taxonomy places the organism in Eukaryota, Fungi, Ascomycota, Pichiomycetes, Pichiales, Pichiaceae. Gene Ontology annotation, cellular component: COPII-coated ER to Golgi transport vesicle; endoplasmic reticulum membrane; Golgi membrane. Bases 1 to 693 code for a protein of 230 amino acids. Gene Ontology annotation, biological process: endoplasmic reticulum to Golgi vesicle-mediated transport.